AUGGAUAUAGCCCAGUGGACGUCUCGCUCAAAUAAAAAGAAAGCAAAGAAGUUGUUUGCCGGGGCGCUGGACCGAUUAGAUCAAGAUGCUGUCGAUGUUUGUGAGGUCGUGUUCGAUCUCACGUCAAAGCUUAGCCUGGAAGACGGAGACGAUGGAGAGUGUGGGCCUGGCACGCAUUCAACUCCGUCUUCUUCGGGAAAGGACCACCAUGAUGCAGAAAUGACCACAGUGGAUUACUUUGAUGAAGCUACAGGGGACAUCAUUUCUGUACCACAAGGAAAUGGCCAAAUCCAAAGAGCUCUCUGCUUUGAUUUAGGCAACAAAGAAAGAAGAAAGGAAAGGCGGCGAAGGGCACGAGAAGACUUAAAAAACGGUGUCGGAGAUGCCAAAAUUUUGAGUGAAGAUUAUUGCGAGAGCACUAGCGAAGAAGAGGAUGAACGGAUACAAAUGCGGGAAGAUGAAAGGUUUUCGCAGCCUCCAUUGCUACGGAUCAUGGAUUCCAAGAACAAUCUCCACGUUGUCACUAUUUGUGGCGGAGUCGUAGGAAGACAGUCCGGAUGUGAUAUUCUUGUCGACGAUCCAUCUAUUUCGAGGGUCAGUUCGAAACUGCUCGAAUUUGUGUUUGUUCCGGAAAGUAAUUCAUUUGUUGUGAACAAGCUUUCCGACAAAGGGCAUGUUAUGUUGAAUGAUUACGAAUUGUUGGCAAACGAUGAGCGAGAGAUUGAGCAUGGUGAUAUACUGAGAUUUGGCAAGGAAUUUUUACGGGUCCACGUCCAUUUCGGUAACAAUACUUGUCCUGGGUGCGAGCAGGGACUUUUGACGCCUGAAACAACCGCAGUGUCACAGUCAGUGACCGUUCCUCAUGGAGAAACGGCGCGACGGCGAAAUAUGAAAGCGCUCAAAGCUAUGUAUGGAAUCAACGAUUACGCAGAAAGUGCUCGGACUCCAUCUUACGGACCAGAUCGUGCUGCUAAGAGGCGGCGACUUGUUGGUUCGGAAAUUGACGUAAACAAGGAUGGAAGUAUCGCUGAUCCAAACAAUAUUUACGCUGGGUGUGCUGCUAAACCUGUGCCAGGUGCCGUUGUUGUGUCGAAGUUGGAUUCAGUUAAGCCGCUCAACGAAGCCAAUAAAGGCUUCCGUCUGCUUCAAAGUAUGGGAUGGAAAGAGGGCGAAGGAUUAGGAAAGGACGGCACAGGACGUCAGGCACCGGUAUGUUCCUUGAUAAAUUUUUCUAGAUGCUU
Molecule: messenger RNA, 1241 nt
Organism: Ostertagia ostertagi
Lineage: Eukaryota; Metazoa; Nematoda; Chromadorea; Rhabditida; Trichostrongylidae
Source: the annotation of a GenBank genome assembly